This is a messenger RNA of Epinephelus moara (kelp grouper), 7522 nucleotides long. RefSeq names its product adhesion G protein-coupled receptor F5-like. The record is from RefSeq and is a predicted model, not a curated record. Gene Ontology annotation, cellular component: membrane. Bases 324 to 6935 code for a protein of 2203 amino acids. Gene Ontology annotation, molecular function: G protein-coupled receptor activity. The transcript has 50 exons. Lineage: Eukaryota; Metazoa; Chordata; Actinopteri; Perciformes; Serranidae. Gene Ontology annotation, biological process: G protein-coupled receptor signaling pathway; cell surface receptor signaling pathway.
GCCAGCAAUGUGUGUCACUUACUGGAUUUCAGGAAGUUAUUCGCUCAGCAUGAUUCCCAUAGUUCCACUUGCGAGCUGACAGACUCUACACUCCACACACCACUGCAGGCUUCUGUCAUGAAGUAUGUUUCCUAAACACAUAGACGAUAAAUACAGCAGAAGAGAGAGGAUGGUUUCCAUUCUGGCAUCUUAAAAAUGAUGAAAAUCCUCUGCUGCUGAACCAUCCAGCAACACUGGAUCUUGUGGACUCACAGCCAACACUAUGUGGAAGCUUCUGUUAGCUGCUGUUAAAAUUAACUUGAAGAGGACACGCCAAUAAAGGAAUGGCAAUAUAUAAGAAUGGCUUGACCAUCUGCGCCCUUCUAGUGACUCUCACUAUUUUGGAAACAGGGAACUUCAAUGAUUCUUCAAGUCAGGUUUUACCGGUACACAAUGAAGAAGAACCCUUUCUACCUCACACCAGGGAGAAAAGGAAUGUGCCUACAGGCCAAUGGAAUUACAUCAUUGAUGUUGUAGUGAAUGCCUCUAAUGUAGAAACAUUUGAGCAGAUUCGGUCCUCAUUGAAUGCCACUAGUCUUCCCAAUCAACUGGAUAACAACACAAAGGUCUCUGACAUUAGCAUCACAACAGUGUGUUCCUCGACUGGAACUGGCUCCCUGUGCAGAUGUGAGGAACAUUUUGCUUGGCCAUACAGCAGCUGUGUCACAUAUGGAGCCUGUGAUCACUUAUCCAGUGGCAUCUGUAAAUGCAUCAAUGUCAUUCCAGCUGAUGGCCAGUUCUGUCAGCCAAUAUCAGCACUGCUAGCUCAGGUUGAGUAUGCAGUGGAUGUGGAGCUGAAUGUAGCAGAUUUUGAAACAGUGGACUACCUUAGGAGUUUCCUGGACAAUAGCAACGUUCCUCUGACCUUGGCUCCCACUGUGAAUGUCACACAAGUUGACAUCACCACAGUGUGUUAUCUAAAUGGUACCAACUCCCAGUGCCGAUGUGAGGAACAGUAUGUGUGGUCACAUGGAGACUGUAAUACGUAUGGAGCCUGUGAUGAGGUCAUUGACGAAACGUGUGGGUGUAUCAACAAUAUUCCAACCAAUGGGCGAUUCUGCAAGCCAAAGACAGUACCUCCGGUGAUUAGUGAAUACCAGAUUUUCAUUGAGGUAAACACUACAGAUGCAGACCAACUGAGAAACACCCUGAAAACUAUACCUUUUCCUGUCCAAAUAAGCAACCAAAUAAACAUAUCAGAUGCUGGCAUCACUACAGUUUGCAGCCCAUAUGACACUGGGUUCCAGUGUCGCUGUGAGGAUGACUACCUUUGGCCUUGUGACAAGUGUGCCAUCUAUGGGAAAUGUGAUGGUGAUACAAACAGCACCUGUGGGUGCAUCAAAACAAUCCCCGUAGAUAGACAGUACUGUCAGUCAAUACACCAUCAAAACUUUACAGUAUGUUCUCUGACAACAACUUCACCAUCAACAGCUCCCCCAGUUGUUUACGAAUACAUCCUUUCUGUUGAGUUGAACAUCUCAGAUGUCACACUAAUAAACCAACUCAGGAUCAUUUUGAAAAACAUCAAUUACCCCAUCAACAUCAACAACCAAAUACAAAUCAACAACGUCAACAUUUCUACAGUUUGCUCUCUGAGCAGUGGUGGUUACCAGUGCAGAUGUGAGGACCAGUAUCUUUGGUCAUGUGACCAGUGCUUUACGUACGGGUCCUGCAACAACAUCACUGAUGACACAUGUGGAUGUAUCAGUGCCAUUCCCCCUGAUGGAAUAUACUGCCAGCCUGCUGAUUGGAACAACUUCACAGCUUGUCCCCUAACAACAGUCUCUCCAUCACCAACACCAACAACUCCUCCAGUUGUUUAUGAAUACAUCUUUUCUAUUGAGUUGAACAUCUCAGAUAUUACAGUAGUAAAUCAACUGAGGAACAUUCUGAGAAACAUCAAUUACCCAAUCAGCAUCACCAACCGAAUACAAAUCAAUGAUGUCAGCAUUUCUACAGUUUGCUCUCUGGGAAGUGGUGGUUACCAGUGCAGAUGUGAGGACCAGUAUCGCUGGUCAUGUGACCAGUGUUUCCUGUACAGAUCCUGUGACAACAUUACUGAUGACACAUGUGCAUGUAUCAGUGUCAUUCCUCCUGAUGGACAAUACUGCAAGCCUGCUGAUCAGCACAGAUUCACCUCCUGUCCUAUUACAACACCCUCUCCAUCACCAACUCCUCAAGUCGUCUAUGAAUACCUGAUAUCUAUUGAGUUAAACACCACAGAUGUUACAGUAAUAGAUAGACUGAGGACCUUCAGUUACCCAAUCAGCAUUAACGAUGACGUUCAAGUCUCUGACAUCAACAUUACUACAUUUUGCUCUCUGAGCAGUGGUGGUUACCAGUGCAGUUGUGAGGACCAGUAUCGUUGGUCAUGUGACCAGUGUUUCCUGUAUGGAUCCUGUGACAACAUCACUGAUGACACAUGUGGAUGUAUCAGUGCCAUUCCUCCUGAUGGACAAUACUGCCAGCCUGCUAAUCAGCACAACUUUACAGCUUGUCCUCUUACAACAACUCCAUCACCAACAGCCUCUGCAGCUCCUCCAGUUAUUUAUGAAUACAUCAUUUCUGUUGAGCUGAACAUCUCAGAUGUCACACUAAUAAAUCAACUCAGGACCAUACUGAGAAAUAUCAGUUACCCUGUCAGCAUCAACAACCAAAUACAAAUCCAUGAUGUCAACAUCACUACAGUUUGUUACCCAAAUGGUAAAACAUUCCAGUGCAAAUGUGAAGAACAGUAUCGUUGGCCCUGUCAGAUGUGCUCUACUUUUGGCAACUGUGAUGAUAUAAUUGACAAUACUUGUGAAUGCAUCAAUGCCAUUCCUCCAUAUGGGCUUUAUUGCCAGACAGUGUCCGAUCUCUUUAUUUGCCCAUCACCAAAUCCUCCAAAUGGUACAACAACUGUUGCACCAACACAGAACCCUACAAUCUUAACACCAACCCCUACAGUCAUAACUGAUUCAACAUCUGUUGUGACAACAGAUAUGAACACUGCAACAGCUAAUACACCAACAGCAAGUCUAACUAGCUCAACAACAGUCUCUACAACAGCUGUGAACACAACAGCAGUUACAACAACAACAACAAAAACAACAACAACAGCUGUAACAAACUCAACAACAGUUGCUACCACAACAGCAGUUACCACAACACCAACAAUUAUAACAAGCCCAACAACAGUCGCUACCACAGCUGUGAACACAACAGCAGUUACAACACCAACAAUUACAACAAACUCAUCAACAGCUGGUGCCACAACUGUGAACACUACAGCAAUUACUACAACACCAACAAUUAUAACAAACUCAACUGCAGUUGCUACAACAGUUGUGAACACAACAACAGUUACCAUGACACCAACAAUAAUAACAAACUCAACAACAGUUGCUACCACAGCUGUGAACACAACAGCAGUUACUACAACACCGACAACUGUAACAAACUCAACAACAGCUGAUGCUACAACUGUGAACACAACAGCAAUUACUACAACACCAACAAUUAUAACAAACUCAACUGCAGUUGCUACUACAGUUGUAAACACAACAGUUACCACGACACCAACAACUAUAACAAACUCAACAACAGUUGCUACCACAGCUGUGAACACAACAGCAAUUACUACAACACCAACAAUUAUAACAAACUCAACUGCAGUUGCUACUACGGUUGUGAACACAACAACAGUUACUACGACACCAACAAUUAUAACAAAUUCAAUAACAAUUGCUACAACAGUUGCCACAACACCAAUGACAACUUCAACAACAGCUGCAACACCAGUAACAAAUGCAACCUCUACCCCAGCUCCAACCACAGCUCUCACAACAGCAAGAAGCACCAAGGCUACUACCACUACUGUGAUGGCAUCCACCAAAGCCACUAUCAGGGUUACUACUACUAUUUCCCCCACCACUACCCCCACAACUGCUACUGGUAGCAGUGCCCCUUCAACAACCAGGGCUUCCACUUCUACACCUGCAAUAACAACCAUGCCUCCUACUACAGCUGUUACAGGAUUUGAUGUGGAAAUGUCAAUCGAAUUAGACAAGGAAUACACAGCAGAAUUAAAUGAUGCAACAAGUGCAACAUACAAGGAUCUUGAAAGAAGGAUUAAUGCAGUGUUAGAGAAGCAGUAUGAAGGACUCACAGGGUUUAUCGAUGUUUCUGUGAGCAGAUUCAGAGAAGGAAGCAUAAUCACAGACUUUGUUGUUGAGACAACUGAAGUUAUUGCGGAUGAAGUGGCUGAAGCAAAUGGAAAACUCCGUGAAGCAAUGCAGCCCAUUGCCACUGUCAUUGGCCCAGUUACUGCAUCAUACAACAGUACAACUACAAUCAGCUUUCCAAGCCUUACUUAUACUGGAAACACCAUGUUGCUGACGUGUGGGCCUCCUGAAAACGUUAAUGUAGGACAAAUCUCUGGUUCUGUGUGGAAAUUUCAAGGGAGGGAAAUUAAAGAGCGUGGAAGGCUUGAAGUAACUACUUCUCGCAUGGAGUCUGUGCUUACAGUUAAGAAUGUCAUCCUUGCUGAUAUUGGACAUUACGAAUGUACUCUGACGGGUGGAGUCAUAAAUUUCCACCAAAAUGGAGAUAUAACAAGAAAUGAAAUCAGACCAGCUCCCAUUGUACGACUACAGAGUAGAGUUAAUGUUAAAUGUGACGGGACAGAGGGACAAAAACCACUUCAGUGUUGCGUACAGUACCCCUAUAAGGUCAGGUGGUUUUUAGGCUCAAAUGAUUCACCCUUAGAUGUCACUGUCACUACUAAUAAUGGAGAAACCUACUGCAUCACGCAUGAUUACCAGCUACAGAGCUGCAGCGAGUCACAGUCAAUACAGUUUACUUGUAAAGUAGAUGACCCUGAGGGUUACGAAAAGACGACAAAUAUGAUCAUUUUCAGAGAGGAAUUUACAUGUAAGGAUCCACCAUAUGGGACUGGACGAGUAGACGACAAAUCAAUCAUAGGAUGUGACAAUGGUCAAGAGGGGAGCAGGACUGCUGUCUGUCAGGAAACAGGAGAGUGGAACAUUUUGGAGGACACCUGCAUCAUAACACAAAUCAAGGAAUUAUUAAUUGAUUCAGAGGAUUUGGUUGUGGAGGAAGUACCAGUCUUUGUGGUGAAUCUAAGUGCCACUGUCAGAGAAGAAAAAACAGAAGUUGCAAAUUCAUCUGCAACCAUAUCAGCUAUUGUUGACAUCAUACAAAACAUUGCAACUGUUUCCACUGAGGAAGUCACUCGACCUGUCAUAGAGAAUAUACUUGAAACAGUUGAUGUCAUCAUUGGUGAUGAUUCAAGAGAAUCCUGGGCAGUUCUGAAUGCAAAUCAAACUCGCAAUGCAAGCUCAGAAUUAUUGGCUUCACUGGAGUCCCUCUCUAAUGGGUUGGUCGGUGAGUUUGACUUUGCAACUGAACGGAUCCUGCUCAACAGAACCAUGUUUAAUAACUCCUUCAGGGCCGAUCUGAACAACAGCAUCCUCAUAGACAUUCCAGAUACCAACUUGUUUAACGUCUCUAUCACUACCAUCACCUUCUCCACCCUUUACAAUGUUAUGCCACCACGAAACUCCAGCUUUGAAGUCAGCCUCUUUAACACCACCAGUAACGACACUGUCACUGCUAAUGCCAUCAAUGCUGCUGUGGUGCUGGUCCAAAUAAAUGAAACAAUUAGGAAUGUUACGUUGAGUUAUGACAAGCUAAACAGUUCCCUUUCACUAUACCCACAGUGCGUCUUCUGGAACUUUACACUCUUUGAUAAACUGGGUGCUUGGGAUGAUAAGGGUUGUACGUUUGUUUCCGACAUAAACAACACCGUAACCUGCAGCUGUAACCAUCUCACCUCCUUCUCAAUUCUGAUGGCAACAGACAUCCCUCAAGACCUGAUACUAGCCUUGGAUAUAAUCACUUAUGUUGGAGUUGGGAUAUCUCUGGCAAGCUUAGUUGUAUGUCUCAUUAUUGAAGGAUAUGUUUGGAAAGCCAUUACCAGAAAUAGCACUGCCUUCAUGCGUCAUGUUUCCAUCAUUAACACUGCCCUGUCCCUGUUGAUUGCUGACAUCUGUUUCAUCAUCGCUGCCUCAAUUGCUAAGAACCCCCUUGAAAACCCAAGGGAGGACUAUACAGUUUCAGUUGGACCAUGCAGCACGGCAACAUUUUUUAUGCACUUUUUCUUCCUUGCGCUUUUCUUUUGGAUGUUUGUGUCAGGCCUUCUGCUCUUUUACCGGACGGUCAUGGUUUUCUCCCACAUGUCCAAGUCAACCAUGUUGGCCAUUGGCUUCACUUUAGGCUACGGGUGCCCUCUGAUGAUAGCUGUUAUUACUGUUGCUGUCACGGCACCAAACGAUGAAUACAUCAGGAGAGACCAGGCUUGUUGGCUCAACUGGUUCGAGUCCAUGGCCCUGCUGGCCAUGGUGAUACCUGCGUUGACUAUAGUUUUCAUCAACAUUUUAAUUGUAAUUGUGGUCUUGUUCAAAAUGCUGAGAAGGGGUGUUGGAGAUGCUGCUCAAACAGAUGAAAAGCAUACAAUGGUGGUCAUUAUAAGGUGUGUGGUCAUUUUGACUCCUUUAUUUGGACUGACCUGGUCUUUGGGAGUGGGAACCAUGAUAUCACCAACAGAUAGAGGAAUCCAUAUUGCCUUUGCAUUCUUCAAUUCACUACAGGGUUUCUUUAUUUUAGUAUUUGGGACACUGUUUGACUCAAAGAUCCGUUCUAUCCUCUCAAGAAAGUUACCUACAUCAAGCACAGGCUCUGGCUCUAACCCAACAAGAAGUACAAAUACUGGCAUUUCUUCUGUCAGUGGACUAAGCUGGAUAAGUCGACUGCGUGGAAGACGAUAUAUCUACCGCGUGUCAGAAGCUGCUAACUCAAGCAGUACUGGUGCAUCAGAGUCAUUCAUCAAUAUCUGAAUCAACGCAAACUGUACACAUAAAAUUAAUUUCAUUACUGAAUCAAAAGAACUACCUUUUAUUGUACGAUUUCUCAGUACAUAACCAGAAACUUAAAAGCAUUAACUUCACUAGGGUGAUACUGUUAAAGCUGGUGCAAUAAGACUGGUCAGAGGAAAAUAGUGUGGCCCCAAAGAGCAUUAGAAGAUGUUUGGAUAGUGAUGUUAUUUCUGUGAUGGGAAGCUCUAGCAGGUAUGACUUAUCCGAAAUGUAAAGUUCAGUGACACAAUGUGGUGAAUAAAACUGUGAAAUGGUAUUUGAAACAGUUGCGUCAUGCUGCUUAUUUUAAUGUGUGAAGUCUAGUGCGCCUUGGUUUGUUAACAGGUGACAUGCACAAAGCCAGAGGGAGGAACAAUUAAAAAAAAAGCAAUGCAUAGUUAAUUCCGAAUCAGUCUGAAUCAAUGACUCAUAAAUUGAUGUGUGAUGAUAAUUUGAUAUUUUCACGUACACUCAAGUAGGGAACCUCAUCAACUAUUUUCUAGGUUUCUCAUGAUUAGAAUCAGAAUCAGAAUCGGUUUUAAUGCCAAGUAGGUUUUCACAUACAAGGA